AUGUCGAGAAGUAAUCUGGGGGCUAGGAUUGAAUUAAUUUCUCCUUCGGCGAGGGCAGUGCGGUUUCCAGCCGUGUCUGAUAUAUUGGCUAUCACUAACCGCAUCAUGAUACUCAUUGAUGGGGCGAAAUAUAACAAAGAAGCAUUGCCUAUCAUGAAGUGCUAUCUGAUGGCAGUAAAGGAGGCAAUUGAUGUGCAGCAUGACGGUAUCGAUGAGGAAUAUACACUAGAGUUAGUGAAAGCAUUGGAGGAGUGGGAAAGGUUUCUCGAACAAUAUACCAAACCUAAAAUGAAAACUUUGUUAGUUAAACUUCAGAAUAAUUUGCAGAUAGACAAAAAGAUACGUGGACUGUUUGACAAACUGGAUAAAGCUCUUAAUGAUGCUCGUCUUGAAGUAGAAUUGGAAGAUAACGCGAAGUUGCGAGAAUACAUAAAGAUUCCGCGAGAGAAAACACAUGACACAGGCGGCUGUUGUAUGAUGGACAUAGAUGAUAAUCUACCCACUACAAUUCGUCCUGAUUCUACUUCUAUCAAGGAUGAUAUGAAGAAAGCCUUCGAGGAUGAUUUUGUUACAACUGCAUGUUUUCAUGGUCUUCCAUUGCCGCCAGAAAAACUUAACAACCUAAAGGUUGAUCCUACAUGGGUCCAUUCUAUCCCUGACGCUCAAUAUAAUGGCGUAGGUCCCGAAAAGGUAGUCUAUUGUGGUGGCUCCCACGCUGCGAAGAUUAAGAUCGCACAUGAAGGAGAAGACAUUAGUAGGUACUGGGUACGGGCCUAUAUUAGCUCUCAACUUAAUACAGAUUUGUUCAUGAGAAAUUAUGGAAUUUUACUGGAAAACGGUGUAUAUUACAUGAUCACAGAGUGGCCAGAAGUAGGAACGCUCAGUAAAUAUCUCGCCGAUCAUACAGAUAUUCCAUGGGGUCAAAGAAUAGGCAUAGCAACACGUUUGGCAAGAGCGCUUGCCAUUUGUCAUAGUAAAUACAUUUUGCAUCAUGACAUACGCAGUCACAACGUGACCGUAGGCAAGAACAAUAUUGUCAAGCUAGGCAACUAUCAUCGUACCAGACACACAAAAGACAUUACGACCUCGGUUGCUGAAGAGUCUGAUGGUGUCCGGUGGUUAUGUCCCGAGAAGGUUGUGGAUGGUAGUCGCCCCUAUUCGAUGGCAGCUGACGUGUAUAGUUUCGGUAUGCUCAUGUGGGAAAUCUCUUCACAUAAAAUUCCUUUUACAGAUAAAACUGUUGGUGAAGUAUAUACAUUACUGAAAGACUCAGCCAAGUUCAAAGAUAAAGACGCGCCGCGUCCCCCAAUUAUUCCUGGUACACCCAAAAAAUAUGAGAAUAUAAUGAAGAGAUGCUGGAGACAAGACCCAGGAACUCGCCCAAACAUGGCUUACGUUUUAAAGAAAUUGGAACGCCUCGAUGAAGCGUACAGGAAAAAUUCACACGAACCAGAUACGAUGUAUUGGACUGGCACUACUAGUAUGCCGGACUCCGAGCCGCAACACGAGCCAAUAACGAUCUAUUCCGCACGCAAGUUACAUACCGAAAAGCGCCACGCAGAAGCCUUCAAACAGUUCAAAUCGCUCGCCGAUGACGAGAACCCCAAUGCUGAAGCAAACUUUUAUGUCGGCAGAUACCUUAUCGACAGCAGAAUCGGUUACGAAAACGAUCCAAAUGUAGGAAUAAGCUAUUUAGAAAUAGCAGAUCAACUUGGAUUCCAUGACGCUCUUCAGUAUCGUGCUCAAGAAAAAAUGGCAGCAGCUACAGAAUUGCGAAAGAAGUUUAUAGAAGCAGGAAAACUCGAUGACGCGGCUUUAGUUAUGGAAAGAAUGAAGACAGAAUGUCUACCAAUGUUUCGUGAAGGCGCGGAACGCGGUAAUCUGCGUUGUAUGAAAGAUUUAGCUGAUUAUGGGGCAAAGCUAGGAGAUAAACAGAGUUACGUGGACGGUCUUAAAAUGUUGGAUAACAUAGUUAAAACAACGAAAGAUCCUAAACAGAAAGCUAAAGCACAAGAUUUUUUGGUGAAGUUGCAACAACACAAAGACACAUUUAUGGAUUAA
This is a messenger RNA of Paraglomus occultum, 2061 nucleotides long. NCBI's taxonomy places the organism in Eukaryota, Fungi, Glomeromycota, Glomeromycetes, Paraglomerales, Paraglomeraceae. The record is from the annotation of a GenBank genome assembly.